Molecule: messenger RNA, 864 nt
Organism: Hevea brasiliensis (rubber tree)
Lineage: Eukaryota; Viridiplantae; Streptophyta; Magnoliopsida; Malpighiales; Euphorbiaceae
Product: DNAJ protein JJJ1 homolog
Exons: 1
Coding region: 1-864 (287 amino acids)
Molecular function (GO): nucleic acid binding; zinc ion binding
Source: RefSeq, a predicted model, not a curated record
AUGAGGUCAGUUUUUUGUAAGAAAUUAGGGUUGAGGUUGGAUGGUCUGAGGGAGGCACCGGUGAUGGGGAAUUUGGGGAGUCUGUAUGGGCAGGUUACAGCGUUUUAUAAUUACUGGUUAGGGUUUUGUACGGUAAUGGAUUUUUGUUGGGUGGAUCAGUACGAUGUGAUGGCCAGGCCAAAUCGGAAAUCAAGGAGGGUGAUAGAGGAGGAGAACAAGAAGUUGAGGAAAAAGGCCAAGAGGGAGUAUAAUGAGAUGGUGAGGGGGUUGGCGGAAUUUGUGAAGAAGAGGGAUAAAAGAGUGAUUGAUAUGAUGGUUAAGAAAAAUGUGGAGUUGGAGAAAAAGAAAGAGGAGGAGAGGGAGAGGAAGAAGAAGUUGGAGAGAGAGAAAAUGGAGAGAGUUGGAGCAUAUGAGGAACCGAAGUGGGCAAGAGUGAAUGAAGAGGAUGUGGAGGAGGUGGUGGGGUUUGAGGAGGAAGGAAAGGGUAAGAAGGGGAAUGGAGGGAAAAAGUUGUAUUGCGUGGUGUGUGGAAAAAAGUUUAAGAGUGAGAAGCAAUGGAAGAAUCAUGAGCAGUCGAAGAAGCAUAAGGAGGUGGCUGAGUUCAGGGAGUCAUUUGGGGAUGAUGAAGAAGAGACAAUAGAAGAUUUUGAGGAGGAUGAACAAGGAAACAAUGAAGAAAUGGUUAACAAUGUUGACGAGGUAAAUGCGAGGUUUAGAGAGGAUUUCACGAUAAGGAAGAGAAUGGGGUUGAGAAUGCAGAAUUGUGAGAUGAGGAAGAUGGGUUCUUUGAUGUUGAGGACGGUGAUGAGGUGGAAGGAUUUGAUAUGGCAGAUGGGAAUGUUGAUGAUGAUGAGGUUUGGAUGA